AUAUCUAGCAAUGAACCUUCGACGCGUUGUUCCUACCACUCGGUCUCAGCUGCGGCUAAGUAUUGGGAAUCAAGGGGUUCAUCAAUGGGUCUGCAGAUCUUGCAGGGCCAAGACUCCCUCCCAGGCGCACUUUUCUACUUCUCGACGCUCACUUGAGAAGCCGUAUUAUGUUACAACACCAAUUUUCUAUGUCAAUGCUGCUCCUCAUGUUGGCCACCUCUAUACGAUGGUCCUCUCGGACAUCCUUAAACGAUGGCAAGUUUUGCACGGAAAGCAGGCCAUAUUGUGUACAGGGACCGACGAGCAUGGGAUGAAAAUCCAGAGGGCAGCCGCACAAGCUCACACACCCCCGAAAGAAUUCUGCGAUCUGACAGCCGAAACUUUCAAGUCCUUAGCAAAACGAGCAGGACUAUCUAAUGACCAUUUCGUUAGGACGACGGAUCCCGACCACCGAGAGGCAGUCCAAUACUUCUGGCAGAUGCUGAAAGAACGGGAAUACAUAUACGAGUCAAAACAUGAAGGAUGGUACUGUGUCAGUGAUGAGACAUACUACCCAGAAUCGACCAUAGAGAAGAGAUUAGAUCCUUUUACUGGUCGGACAUUUAUGGCAUCACAAGAGACCGGGAAGGAGGUAGAAUGGACGUCUGAGAGGAAUUAUCACUUCAGGCUCUCUGCUUUCAAGGAUCGUCUUCUCGAUUUCUAUAAGUCAAAUCCGGAAUUUGUCGUUCCGGCAGCUCGCAUGAGUGAUGUUGUGAAGUGGGUGUCGGACGGCCUAGAAGACCUCUCAGUGUCUAGACCAGUUGAAAGAUUGACUUGGGGGAUUCCUGUACCAGACGACGAAAGCCAGACUAUUUAUGUCUGGCUGGAUGCUUUGGUGAACUACAUCACGAAAGCUGGAUAUCCCUGGGCUCCUGGAAAGGAGAGCGCUCUCGGUUGGCCGGCAGAUGUCCAAGUGGUUGGGAAAGAUAUUGUUCGAUUCCAUUGCAUUUAUUGGCCGGCAUUCCUUCUCGCCCUAGAUUUGGAGCCCCCAAAACAAGUUCUCACCCAUGCGCAUUGGACACUCAAUCAUCAGAAGAUGGCUAAAUCCACUGGAAAUGUGGUCAACCCUUUUUUCGCAAUUGAUCGUUUUGGAGUAGAUGUAAUGAGGUACUACCUUGCCCUUGAGGGCGGUAUCAUAAACGAUUCGGAUUACGGGAACGAUUUUAUCGUCGAGAGGUACAAGAAAGGGCUUCAAGGGGGUCUAGGCAAUCUGGUCAGCAGGAUCACGCGACCAAAGAUCUGGAGUGUGCACGAGGCGGUUCAGUCUGCUCGGGGUGAAAGCGCUGCCAACUUCGACCAGAGCACUAGGAUGCAAGUCGAGAUGCUUGAGACCUUGGGCAAAAGUGCCAAUGCCAAAAUGGAAGAGUUGAAUCCGGGAGCUGCAUUGCAUGCUAUCAUGAAUGCGGUGUACGAGGUAAGUCGGCAAAGGACCUUUCCAAUAUCCUCAGCUAACAAGAGAAAAGACAAAUAAAUACCUCCAAUACCAGCAACCAUGGGCAAUCGCUAAAAGCAUAGGUAACGAUCAGAAAGAUGCAAAGCUGCGAGGCAAGAUCGAUUCCACGGUCUACCACUGCGCAGAAGCUAUCAGAAUUGUGGGGAUUUUGCUUCAGCCAUAUAUGCCUGGUAAAGCAUCUCAGCUUCUCGAUAUGCUAGGUGUACAUGAGUCAAGACGGACAUUCGCCGAUGCAACGCUUGGAGCCGAUGAUACAUAUGGGAAUGCAAAGGUCCCAGUGGGUAGAGAUGCUUGGGAUGGCCUGUUUCCGCCGUUACCUGUCGAGAAGUGAUAUCAGCGGCUUAGUAGGAAGUGAUAAUUAGCCAGGCAAGAUGGAAAUUCUCUCGUAAUUCACACAUGUAUACAAUUGUAAAGUAGCUAAGGUAUCUGCUAGGUAGACACCCAGACAUAGACACUACUCUUGAUUUUUCAUCGUUCGCUAAUGAUUCGUUUAAGACAUUGAUUCUCACAUGAGCAAAUAGAACAACAAUUCCAAGUAUUAGACUCAGCGGAAGCCGACAGCAGUGCUUGAAGGAUCUGAAGCCGAGCUACUUGUUUAGGCGAUUGGUCAAUUGUUGAUUCUUCUACGAGCUCUAAUGAAGCGCUGAACUUACACCACUCAUCGUCCUUUCGAAGCCGUGAGUUCGACAUCUUACUUUGGUUUGAAGAGAAGUCUCAAUAGGGCCAUAAAUGUCGGGCUUUGAUACAGAUUACAACAAGUUUCCGAAACUGGCAAUGUCAACAGAGAAACACGUCGCGGGUGAAACAAGCGAGCCCCUGCGGCUGUUCGGAGUUCCAUCUGUGAACCCUGUCCGAGCCAGCCUUGUCAGGACAGAUCGUCUGG
Messenger RNA from Cadophora gregata, 2375 nucleotides. RefSeq names its product methionyl-tRNA synthetase (gene MSM1). The transcript has 2 exons. Gene Ontology annotation, molecular function: ATP binding; methionine-tRNA ligase activity. Lineage: Eukaryota; Fungi; Ascomycota; Leotiomycetes; Helotiales; Ploettnerulaceae. The record is from RefSeq and is a predicted model, not a curated record. Bases 11 to 1510 code for a protein of 499 amino acids. Gene Ontology annotation, biological process: methionyl-tRNA aminoacylation.